Messenger RNA from Soboliphyme baturini, 312 nucleotides. Lineage: Eukaryota; Metazoa; Nematoda; Enoplea; Dioctophymatida; Soboliphymatidae. The record is from the annotation of a GenBank genome assembly.
UUGGAUAAAGUUUUGCUCGUGUCCAAAAAUCUAAAGCGAUUAGUUAGCACCAACACGCAAAGUCCGUCUACUUUAGCGAGGCCUCUAAAAAUACAGUCUUUUCUUAGUCAGGACUUGAAACUAACUUGUCAGCGUUACCUGAACGCGUGCAGUCCGGAGCAGCCUGAAGGACCCAUUGACCAAAAGUUCCAGUCACUAAUCAUCGAAUGUACCGCUGAUGACCAAAAGAAAAUUCGACGCCGUCUUGCACACCUUUUAAGCUUGAUUGAAAGAUCUGAGAAAACCGUUGCCCAACAAUUUAGCGGAAAUUGA